Messenger RNA from Lithohypha guttulata, 2310 nucleotides. It is a transcript of the gene GAA1, whose product is annotated as Glycosyl phosphatidyl inositol protein transamidase complex subunit. The record is from RefSeq and is a predicted model, not a curated record. The transcript is spliced from 3 exons. Lineage: Eukaryota; Fungi; Ascomycota; Eurotiomycetes; Chaetothyriales; Trichomeriaceae. Gene Ontology annotation, cellular component: GPI-anchor transamidase complex; membrane. Bases 1 to 2310 code for a protein of 769 amino acids. Gene Ontology annotation, biological process: attachment of GPI anchor to protein.
AUGUGUGGCGUCAUUGUGGGCUAUCUAUUUGGUCUUGGGUAUCUCAAAUUCUUAGCACCACCAGAACGCAUACUGAGAUGGAUCGAAGGCUCCUCCCUCUCCAACAUACGUACGAGUCCUCGACUACUAAAAGUCCCGCCGUAUGUAUCCCUCCUGUGCUUCCUGGGAGGCAUAAUAUGGAUCCUUCUGUUGCCACUUGAUGAAUACUCUCGCCGAACGUAUAUAUCAGAAAACGCGCUCCUACCCGGGCAGGUACAUACCUAUUUUCACGGCACGGAACAGAAUAUCUUUCGAGCUUACAAGCAUGAAGUCGCAGACGUGCUGGAAGUGCAGGAACAUAUUCAACCGGAUGGCUCCAAGGCGUAUAUGCAGGCUACUCCUCAACACAGAAACAAGAAGAUAAGAGAAUUGUUCGCUAAUUCCGGCAUCAAAAGCGCUGUUCAACCAUUCAAAUACACGGUUGGAGGAGUAGAGUAUGAGGGUGAGAACGUUUACGGAAUUGUCCAUGCGCCGCGAGGCGAUGGUACCGAGUCAAUAGUGAUUGUGGCGCCUAUCAAGAACUUUGAGGGGCAGAUGAACACUAACGGAGUCACGUUGUUGCUUACGCUUGCUCGGUACUUCUCGAGAUGGUCGUUGUGGUCCAAAGAUAUCAUUUUGCUGGUCACCCCGAAUACCUCUACUGGCCCACAAGCGUGGAUUGACGCCUACCUCUCUCAACAUGAUCCUGAGACCAUAGGAUCACUUUCUCUAAAGUCUGGCGCUAUACAAGGUGUAAUCUGUAUAGACUAUCCCUUCCCUCAUCGUUUCCACGCGCUACAUAUCUCCUAUGAUGGGAUCAAUGGUCAACUCCCGAACCUCGACUUGAUCAAUACGGCCACCCAGAUCUCGAUGGGUCAAUUGGGCAUACCCACGCUUCUACAGUCACAGCAGCACUAUGCGAAGGCCGAACAUCAGCACCAUUACAAGAAUAGACUGAAGGUACUCGGACAUGGCAUGACGAAUCAGGCUAUUGGUCACUCCACUGGUGCACACUCGGUCUUUAUGCCUUAUCAUAUCGACGCUAUUACUUUGACCGCUGUUGGUGAGGGCUGGGAGGAUGAAAUGGCUUUCGGAAGAGUGAUCGAGUCCCUGACACGAAGUAUCAAUAACCUGCUUGAGAAGCUGCAUCAGAGUUUCUUCUUCUACCUCCUCUUGCAGAACAAUCGCUUCGUCAGUAUAGGGACUUACCUCCCUAGUGCGAUGGCUGUAGGCGCUGGCUUCAGUAUUAUGGCGAUAUACCUUUGGUUGAAGAGUGGCUACGAGCAGCGAGAAGAGGCUGAUGUGCCUGUUCGUGAAGCUACGGAACGUGAUGCUGCGACGGAAGAUAAGGUAGAGGCAGCUUUGGCAGACUCGAACCUCACCAAUGCACAACUUCUUGAGUCACCGUCAAAUGGCGGACAACGAUUGACCAAGAAAAAAGAGUGGAAGUCGAUUGAUCGGCCACUUGUGAUACCUUUGACACUCGUUGCUGGGCUCUACCUUACCUCUCUUGUGCCAGUGGCCCUUCUUGUGACUGCACCCCACAGCAAACUGCUAGCCAGAGCGGGAUCAUUGUCUACAGUCCUUCUUAUGAUACCCUUUGGACUGGCAUUUGCGCUAGGAGCUAAUAGGUCACUUAUGGACGGCUCGUUCUUCUCGAGCCCACAAUCAUCCGAAUCAGCAAAUGGUGCUCCUCGAAAAAAUACCCUAGUAUUCAGCGAUCUCAGUCCACCUUCCGAUCCCAAGAUACGCAUCUCGCAGUUCCAGGCAAUUGUCAAAAGUCUGUCACUACUUGUUUUAGGCCUUCAACUUACAGUUCUCGCAACCCUCAAUUUCAGCCUGAGCAUGUUCCUGGGUGUGCUAUGUACACCACUAGCUUUCGCAGGUUACUACAGGGACUCAAAGAUGCGAGCGAAUGCUAGUCUGAUAGCUAUCACGCUCUUCAAUCCUUUCGUUGCUGCAAAUGCCGCCACGAUGGCUGCCAAAUUAGCAGGAUAUUACAACGAUAACGUCGGGAUGAAAGAUGUGCUGCGACUGUGGUUACAGAAUGUGAGCUUUGGAUGGAACGUGUGGGGUUCUUGGGGUGUACUCGUAGGUGUGUUUUGUGUUUGGAUUCCUGCUUGGACAGUGGCUACAAUGGGUGCUGUAAGCAGUUUUGUGAUAGAUGAGGAUGGGCAACUCCCGAGAAAAAUAGAGAAGGUCAAGGAGAUCACAAAGGACAAUCUGACUGAUGUCAAGAAGGCUACUGUUAGGAGAAACAGUCCUGGUCCGGUCAGAAAACGGAAGGAUUGA